Messenger RNA from Musca domestica (house fly), 2960 nucleotides. RefSeq names its product pre-mRNA-processing factor 6. Bases 127 to 2922 code for a protein of 931 amino acids. Gene Ontology annotation, molecular function: protein binding. Lineage: Eukaryota; Metazoa; Arthropoda; Insecta; Diptera; Muscidae. The transcript has 5 exons. Gene Ontology annotation, biological process: spliceosomal tri-snRNP complex assembly; mRNA splicing, via spliceosome. The record is from RefSeq and is a predicted model, not a curated record. Gene Ontology annotation, cellular component: U4/U6 x U5 tri-snRNP complex; catalytic step 2 spliceosome.
UUUCGAUCUGUUGGUCCCAAUUUGUGAAAUAAGGGGGUGCGUUGUGUGUGUCGAAAAACACUAAAAAACUAAAUAAACUAACUACAAACGUUUACUGACAUUUUUCUAACUCCUAAAAAUCUAAAAAUGUCAAAUGUAACAGCAGCAGUCAUAGCCAAUAGAAACAAAAAGCAUUUCCUGGGUGUGCCUGCUCCGUUAGGAUAUGUUGCUGGUGUAGGACGUGGUGCCACUGGCUUUACCACACGGUCAGAUAUUGGACCCGCAAGAGACGCAAACGAUGUUUCUGACGAUCGUCAUGCUCCACCCGCUGCCAAAAGGAAGAAAAAAGAUGAAGAAGAUGAGGAGGACGAGGAUUUAAAUGACUCAAAUUACGACGAAUUUAGUGGAUACAGUGGCUCAUUGUUCUCUAAAGAUCCGUACGACAAAGAUGAUGAGGAAGCCGAUGCUAUUUAUGACUCCAUUGACAAGCGUAUGGACGAGAAGAGGAAGGAAUACAGAGACCGAAGACUACGAGAGGAUUUGGAACGAUAUCGUCAGGAGAGGCCAAAAAUACAACAACAGUUUUCUGAUUUAAAGAGGUCACUGGCAACCGUAACGGCAGAGGAAUGGUCCAACAUACCUGAAGUCGGCGAUAGUCGUAAUAGAAAACAAAGGAAUCCUCGAGCAGAAAAGUUCACACCUUUGCCGGACAGCGUUCUGGCAAGAAAUCUAGGUGGCGAAACCUCAUCUUCCAUAGAUCCUUCAUCGGGAUUGGCGUCUAUGACGCCGGGAGUGGCAACCCCCGGAAUGUUAACACCCACUGGAGAUCUAGAUUUGAGAAAAAUUGGCCAAGCACGUAAUACCCUGAUGAAUGUAAAGCUAUCACAGGUGUCUGACUCUGUAACAGGUCAGACUGUUGUCGACCCCAAAGGAUAUCUUACGGACUUACAAAGUAUGAUUCCCACAUAUGGAGGGGACAUAAACGAUAUUAAAAAGGCUCGGUUACUUUUAAAAAGUGUCCGAGAGACAAAUCCCAAUCACCCUCCAGCAUGGAUUGCCUCCGCCCGUUUGGAGGAAGUUACCGGUAAAGUUCAAAUGGCCCGUAAUCUAAUUAUGAGGGGUUGUGAGAUAAACCCCCAUUCUGAAGAUCUUUGGUUGGAAGCCGCUAGACUACAGCCAAUUGAUACGGCCAAGGCAGUUAUUGCCCAAGCUGCGCGACACAUCCCCACAUCUGUUAGAAUUUGGAUAAAGGCCGCUGAUCUGGAAACCGAAAUAAAGGCUAAACGGCGUGUUUACCGUAAAGCACUUGAACAUAUUCCUAACUCAGUUCGCCUCUGGAAGGCGGCUGUCGAGUUGGAGAAUCCUGAUGACGCACGAAUCUUACUAUCAAGAGCUGUUGAAUGCUGUAACACGAGUGUUGAACUUUGGUUGGCUCUAGCCCGUUUGGAGACGUACGAGAAUGCUCGCAAAGUUCUAAACAAAGCACGCGAAAAUAUUCCCACAGAUCGGCAAAUUUGGACAACGGCUGCAAAGCUCGAGGAAGCUAAUGGCAACAUCCAUAUGGUUGAGAAAAUAAUAGAUCGAUCGCUUACAUCUCUUUCAGCAAAUGGUGUAGAAAUAAAUCGCGAGCACUGGUUCCAAGAGGCAAUUGAAGCGGAAAAAUCGGGUGCAGUUCACUGCUGCCAGGCAAUUAUUAAGUCUGUCAUUGGCAUAGGCGUAGAGGAGGAAGACCGCAAACAAACAUGGAUGGAUGAUGCCGAUUUUUGUGCUAAGGAAAACGCAUUUGAGUGUGCCAGAGCUGUAUAUGCACAUGCUUUGCAGACUUUCCCAUCCAAAAAAAGUAUUUGGCUGCGCGCUGCUUAUUUUGAAAAAAAUCAUGGUACCCGUGAGUCGUUGGAAGCGCUUUUGCAGAGAGCCGUUGCCCAUUGUCCGAAAUCGGAAGUGCUGUGGUUAAUGGGCGCCAAAUCUAAAUGGUUAGCUGGCGAUGUCCCUGCCGCUAGAGCUAUUCUUUCAUUAGCUUUUCAGGCCAACCCAAAUUCUGAAGAUAUUUGGUUAGCUGCUGUGAAAUUAGAAUCAGAAAAUUCGGAAUAUGAAAGAGCUCGUCGUCUUUUGGCUAAAGCACGAGGAUCCGCCCCAACACCUAGAGUUAUGAUGAAAUCAGCCCGCCUUGAGUGGGCUUUAGAUAGGCUGGAGGAUGCUCUUCGACUGCUCGAAGAAGCUGUAGAAGUAUUUCCCGACUUCCCCAAACUCUGGAUGAUGAAAGGACAAAUAGAGGAACAGCAAGAACGUCUCGAAGAUGCAGCAAAUACCUACAAUUUGGGUCUUAAGAAAUGUCCCACAUCCAUUCCAUUGUGGCUGUUGUCAGCGAAUUUAGAAGAACGUAAAGGCGUUCUAACCAAAGCUCGUUCCAUCCUCGAAAGAGCUCGCUUACGGAAUCCAAAGACAUCAAUUUUGUGGUUGGAGGCCAUACGAGUGGAACUGCGAGCUGACUUAAAAGAAAUUGCCAGCACUAUGAUGGCAAGAGCAUUACAAGAGUGUCCAAACUCGGGAGAGUUAUGGGCCGAAGCCAUAUUUAUGGAAUCUAAGCCGCAACGAAAAACUAAAUCCGUAGAUGCCCUCAAAAAAUGCGAGCACGAUCCUCAUGUCCUCUUAGCCGUAUCGAAACUUUUUUGGUCUGAACAUAAGUUCUCAAAGUGUAGGGACUGGUUCAACCGAACAGUCAAAAUUGAUCCUGACUUGGGUGAUGCGUGGGCAUAUUUCUAUAAAUUCGAACUACUCCAUGGCACAGAAGCGCAACAGAUGGAAGUACUCGAGCGCUGCAUAAGCUCCGAGCCAAAGCAUGGAGAGGCAUGGUGUCGCGUCAGCAAGGAUAUCAGAAACUGGUGUUACAAAACCCCUGACAUUAUCAAAGCUGUAGUUCGAGAAAUAAAAAUCCCUGUAUAAAGUUGGUUAUAUGUAAUAAAAUUGUAACCCUUCUACUA